AUGGAAGCCACAUCCAGCGCUCCUGGGAAUAUCCAGAAGAGCCACAAUAUCCAUUCUCCUGCAGGCGAAGGCCUCGCAGACCAGGCUGAUCUCUAUCCUUCCAAAAAUAUCCACAACAGACACACCUCUAAUCCACCUCCAGGUGAGCGCCUUGAAGAACAGGCUGCCUCAUGUACUCCCGGAGAAAAACAAAAACAUGAUCGGACCAGCAUACCAGGUAAGUACAACACCUCCCAAUACAACACGUGUACUACGGAGCGAUCGCUAACUCGAGAAUCAGAUCUUGUCGAAGAAGGGAGCAACAUCCAAGCGGGGCAGACAGAGACGAGCACAAACCUUAAGCCGUCCAAGCAGUUCACAGACACUCGCAAGGCAUCGCGGCCUGAACCGACUAUACAACCAGCAGACAGCAACCUCGAGCUCGAACAGAGCAACACCAACGACGAGGAAAGCCAGUCGGACAGCGAAGUUCCAAUCACUACUGCGAUACAAGCCGGCGAAGAGCUCAGCCUGAUGCCUACAACAAAGUCCCUUUCGAAGAAGGCGAAGAUAAAGAGAAUGAAGAAGAGCCGUAAGAGGAGAUUCCGAGGCAAGAAACAUCGCUCUUCAAACACCUCGCAGGACACUGCUUCUCAGUCUGAUGCAGAGACAGACGAAGACAGCGAAGACGACGAGGCGGUGGACUCUUCACUGGCUUCCCAAGUCCAGUUCGAGACCACCCAUCUAAACUCAACGUCUGAAGCAUCUCCUGAGCUAGCAUCUGCCACCAAGAAAAGCAAAGGCAGGCAGCGCACUUCGAACAUUCUCAUCCCGGUUCUGCAAAAGUCAUCAACUGCAACCAAGGGACCAUCUUCGCCAUCCGAUACCAAAAUUGUCCAACAAGGACAAGGUCUGGUCCGUGAGGACCCCGAGACGACAACUACACCCACACUGACGGCGGCACCAGAAGAAGCCACGCCAUCGUCAACCACCACAGUACUGGCCACCCACAGUGAUGGCGCUCCGACAUGCAGUCCAUCCACGGGCAUGGGACUUAGCCCAGACAAACCCAACCCAGCAGGCGGAGACCAGAUAAUCCAAAUGCCGCCGGGCUUUGUCUGGGAGCUGACGCAAGUCAGCUUCCCAUGCGCCAAGAUGGAUUGCCGUCCUGUGGGAUGGUCGGUCGGUGAUCUGCCCGAAGUGUGGGCCGUACUCCCUGAUCCGCUACUGCGGAAGGGAUCACCUCCGAGACGACGUGUCGCAGCACUGGAACGACUGCGACAAAUACUCGUUUCAGCAUCCCUGCGUGCCGGGGUCUGUUCCACCGGAAGUUUUGAGCGGACCACCUCAACUUCCAUGCCGCCACCGGUGGGACAGCCCUGA
This is a messenger RNA of Penicillium riverlandense, 1362 nucleotides long. RefSeq lists its product as uncharacterized. Bases 1 to 1362 code for a protein of 453 amino acids. NCBI's taxonomy places the organism in Eukaryota, Fungi, Ascomycota, Eurotiomycetes, Eurotiales, Aspergillaceae. The record is from RefSeq and is a predicted model, not a curated record. The transcript has a single exon.